This is a messenger RNA of Prorocentrum cordatum, 2286 nucleotides long. NCBI's taxonomy places the organism in Eukaryota, Dinophyceae, Prorocentrales, Prorocentraceae. The record is from the annotation of a GenBank genome assembly.
AUGCUGCGAGCCCUGGCCGUGGGCCUGACCGCUCGGGCGGCCGCCGCAAACGUCGUCUCCCUCGUGGAGCUCAACAGCGCCCUCGACGGGCUCCCUGGCCUUGUCGCGGAGGGCGGCAACAAGAAGGUCGCCUUCCUAACGCAGGCGAAUUACGAUGCUGUGCACACCGUGCUCUCGAGCAACGUGGAGGUGGUGAUCUGCGAUGGCAGCGACGCGGCGUUUCCAAGCUGCACCAGCACGGACGACAUGAUUGGCUACAUUAUUGACGGGACGUUUCUGGCGGGACUGAUCUCCGGACUGCCGGAUGCGGCCAGCGCGCCGAGCCUGAAUUCGUUCUCGUCCGGCGUCGUCUCCCUUCGCGCGAUGUUCAUGGCGCCAGUGUACUCCGAUGAGAUGCCCCAUGGCACAUUGAGUGCCGCAAAGUCUUCAAUGGACCUGUCUUUAGCGGUCGACGCUGCCAUCGUGACCCUCCAGUCCAGCGGAACGGAUGAGAAAGUCCGGCAGAACAACAUGCCGUUCGAGUUCAUAGCAGCGCACACUUGCAGAAUAGACGACCCGAGUUUGUACACAGUGCCGAAUUUUGGGGCCGCCCAGGGGCUUCUGAGGACAACCUUGGACGACAAGGUCUUGAAGGUCGGGGCUCUGGGACCCUACGAUUGGGGUGGCAAUGAUGGCAAUUAUAAGCUGGACCCACCUGCCGGGUUCUAUCCAGAGUGGCUCACGGAGUUCUGCAAAGUUUUCAAUUCUUUGAAGGGUCCUGAUGGUGUCCGUUACAACUCGUCAGGAAGCAUCGCGUGCGAGAGGGUCUAUCAACCAACCUCUGGCUCGGUCUUCGAGGACUUGUUUGGCGGCGUCAGCUACGUCACGGAGCCAUACUACGUCGUGGAUUCGUUCUACACGGGCACCGGGCAACCAUGCGCAACCGACCAGGAUUGCCGCCAGGCCAAUCUUGAAAGCGAGCGCGAGUACUGUCGAAACGCCGAUGGGGGAGCUGAUGGCGAUCUGACGUGUCAGCAUCCGUCUUCGCCGCGAUUCAGGCACUUCCGGCUCUCGUGCUCCACCCUCGGGGUCGACAGCACCUUCAUGACCAAGAGGUAUACGAUUCCGUCUCCGGCUCCAGACGAGGACUUGAUUUUGACCGACGCCGCGUACACCGUCGAUGGGCUGAACGCGGCUCUCCAGGCAGGCACCAACAAGAAGGUGGCAUUCCUGUCGCAGGCAAACUACGACGCGGUGCAGACUGUGCUGGACGACGGCGUCCAAGUUGUCAUCUGCGACGGCAGCGAUGACACAUACGCUGAUUGCUCCAGCACCGACGACAUGAUCCAUCACAUACUCCAGGGCGACUUCGUGGCCGGCUUGAUUUCUGGCCUGCCAGAGUCGCACUUCGAGCAGUACCUGAAUAUAUUCUCUUCGACUGUGGUCUCGCUCCGAUCGAUGUUCAUGGCGCCCGUCCACUCAACCGAGAUGGUGCACGGGACCACGGAGCCCUCCAAGUCCUCGCAGGACCUGUCGCUGGCCGUGGACGCGGCCAUCGUGCGGCUGCAGGCUGAUGGCAAGGACGAGGCGGCCAAGCUGAACAACAUGCCCUUUGAGUUCACAGUCAUUCACACGUGCAAGACCGAAGACCCGAGCGUGUUCAUCGCCCCGAAUUCUGCUGCGGCCACUGGUCUGUUGCGAACGGUUUUGAACGACAAGAGCCUGAAAGUAGGCGCCCUGGGACCUUACGACUGGGGCGGCAAUGACGGAAACUACCUCGAGGAUCCACCCGUGGGUUUCUACCCAGAGUGGUUGGCGGUUUUCUGUGAAUACUUCAAUGCGCUGGCAGGCCCCGACGGCGUGCGCUACGAUGCCAAUGGCACGAUCACGUGCGACAGGGUAUACCAGCCUUCGUCCAGUGCUGUUUUCAAGAACUUGUUCGAUGGCGUGUCGCAUGUCACUGAGCCGUACUACACUGUAGAUGCUUCCUACACGGGCACUGGCGAGGAUUGCAGUGCUGACUCGGAUUGUCGCGUUGCAAAUCUCGCUGGGGGUACCGAGACUUGUCAGGCCAGUGGUGACGACACAAGCAAGUGUGUACAUCCGACGUCCCCACGCACCCGGCAUUUUCGAUUGUCGUGCUCCACUAUCGGCGUUGACAGCACGUUCAUGGUUGCGAAGAACUUUACCCUCACGCCCAUCGACUCCGGCUCUGAGAACGAGGUCAGUGGCGCGGUGCCGGUGGCGGCCUGCUGGAGGCUGCUGGGCGCGCCGCUGGCGCUGGUCGCGGGCCUCUGCAGCCCUUGA